Molecule: messenger RNA, 424 nt
Organism: Lotus japonicus
Lineage: Eukaryota; Viridiplantae; Streptophyta; Magnoliopsida; Fabales; Fabaceae
Exons: 3
Coding region: 58-309 (83 amino acids)
Biological process (GO): pseudouridine synthesis
Cellular component (GO): nucleus
Molecular function (GO): RNA binding; pseudouridine synthase activity
Source: RefSeq, a predicted model, not a curated record
CAGAUUUGUUAGGCUUAGCAUCAAUGCAGCAUCUAAUAGCGAAGAAAGUAUCGAGAAAUGGAGGCUGCAGAAAGACUCUGUUGCUUGCUUGGCUACUUAGUUGCUGAAAGGGCUGUGCUGCAAAGUUUAAAAAAGUGUCCUGGAAACUGCUUGCAGGCUCUGAAAGCUAUUCCACGGAGUUUGAGAAUGAUGUAUGUACAUAGUUACCAAAGCUAUUUGUGGAACCAUGCAGCAAGUACAAGGGUGCAAAAAUAUGGUAAUGUGAUCUUCAAUAGUUUUCUAGAUCUGCUUGCUUUGUGUGGCAAUUAACUUCUAAUGAACUUACAUCUCCUUACAUCCUUACUUCAUUCAAUACACUCUCCUUACCUUGAAUUAUUAUUAUGGUAGUUGAAGCCAAAAUAUUCAUUUAUUCAGUUGAAUUUGA